CUUCGCGUUUGGUGCCAACUCACUCACUGAGACCCCCAAGGGCUCAAGAAAGCGCAGGCUGCCAACCGAUCGGGGCCACAUGGAGGCUGCGAACCAGGGAGGAACACAUCUUGGACCAGUUUCAAGGUAUGCCUUGGCCUUCUUCCACGCCGCCAUCCUCGAACGCCGCAAGUUCGGUCCCAUCGGUUGGAACGUGCCCUACGAGUGGAUGGACAGCGACUUCCAGGUUUCGAGGGAACAGGUGCAGAUGUACUUGGAAUCUCAACCAGGAGUUCCUUGGAUCACCCUGAAGUAUAUCAUCGCUGAGGUGAACUACGGCGGCCGCGUCACGGAUGACAAGGAUGUUCGCCUGAUUAGCGCCUUCUUGAAGCGAUACUUCAAUGAGGGUGUCCUGGAAGACGGCUACAAGCUCAGCCCCUUGGAUGCCUACACCUGUCCCGAUGAAGGCUCCCUGGAAGAGGUUCGAGAGCACGUGCGGAAGUUGCCCAUGGACGAAGAUCCUCAGGUCUUUGGCCUACAUCCCAACGCACAGAUCACCGCACAGACCGAGGCAGCGAAACAGUUCUUGGGCAUCAUCCUCUCCGUCCAGCCGCGCAUCGCCAGCGGUGGUGGGAUGAAGCCGGAAGACCUCGUGGCGCAGAUCGCCGAGGGCUUCUUGGGGCGUGUGCCCAAAGUCAUGAACCGAAAAGAGGCCAACCCCGAGACGUACAAGAAGACACCGGAGGGUGGAAUCGUCUCGCUGGGCGUUUUCCAUGGGCAGGAAAUGGAUCGCUUCAAUGUGCUGAUCCAAUGCGUCCAGUCGACGCUCAUGACCUUGGGCAAAGCCAUCAAGGGCUUUGUGGUGAUGUCAGCGCAACUGGAGGACAUGUACAAUGCCUUCCUGUUGCAGAAACUCCCACCGAACUGGGGCGAGGUGGCUUACCCCUGUUUGAAGCCCUUGAACUCCUGGUACACCGACUUCGAGGAGCGCAUCGCGUUCAUGACCCGCUGGCUGCAGAUGGGGCCACCGGCAAGCUUCUGGGUGCCAUGUUUCUACUUCCCACAAGGCUUCAUGACCUGUGCCAAGCAGGUGCAUGCGAGGAAGACAAAAAUCCCCAUCGAUGAUCUGGUCUUUUGGCAAGAGCCCACCACUGGCACCGACCCUUCCAGCGCCAAAGCACCGGAAGAUGGAGUGAACGUUCACGGUUUCUUCCUCCAGGGCGCUGGAUGGGAUGUGAAGAAAGUGAAGAUGGUCGAGUCCGAAAAGGCUGUGCUCUUCAAAGAGCUUCCAGUGACCUGGAUCCAAGUGGUGGAAGAGGAAGUCCAUCAGAAAGUCUCCAAAGAACCGGGAAGGUAUACUUGCCCACUGUACAAGACCUCCUUGCGCAAGGGCACAUUAGCCACCACAGGCCACUCCACCAACUUUGUGUGCUAUUUCCACCUCCCCAGCGACGUGGAGGACCAAGGGCAUUGGGUACGACGCGGAGUUGCUUUGUUGUGUAUGCUAGAUGAAUAGUUGGACAUAGUAGUGGCUGCGUGAAAGCUGCGGUGUUCCUAAAAAGGGAGCGCUGCCUCAAGCGCAGCCGAAGUGGCGCGGGUUUAGCGAUGUGGCCGCACGCGACAUGGCCAAGUGAUUUCAGUGC
Messenger RNA from Durusdinium trenchii, 1622 nucleotides. The record is from the annotation of a GenBank genome assembly. Lineage: Eukaryota; Dinophyceae; Suessiales; Symbiodiniaceae.